This is a messenger RNA of Saprolegnia parasitica CBS 223.65, 888 nucleotides long. RefSeq lists its product as hypothetical. The coding region runs from base 23 to 706 and encodes 227 amino acids. Lineage: Eukaryota; Oomycota; Saprolegniomycetes; Saprolegniales; Saprolegniaceae. The record is from RefSeq and is a predicted model, not a curated record. Gene Ontology annotation, cellular component: cytoplasm; nucleus. The transcript has 2 exons.
AACCGAACGCAGCCAGUUGAGAAUGGCCGGCCGGAAGCUGCGCAUCCUCUGCCUACAUGGCUGGCGCACGAGCAACAAGGUGCUGCAGGUGCAGAUGGUCGGGCUCCAGCAAGCGCUUGGCGGCAAGGACGGCGUCGAGUUUGUGAGCCUGAACGCGCCGCACCGCGCGUCCGGGCCUGCGCACGCUGAAGUCGAGCUCUUCUUUGGCAAGAACGGACCAUACUACGAGUGGUGGGACCAUAUCGAGACGCCCGCAACCGAGACGACGCCCAAGCGCAGCGACUACGUCGGCCUCUCGCGGUCGCUGGACUUUCUACUUGGUCAAGUCGACGCGCUCGGUCCCUUUGACGCGGUCCUCGGCUUCUCGCAGGGCACGGCCAUGACCACGAUCUUGACGGCGCACUACCUCAGCCGCGGCACGCCCAUGCCGUACAAGGCCGUCUUGCUCUUCUGCGGCCUCUUGCCGCGCGACGGCAUGCCCGCGUCGCUACGCUCUGGCAGCUCGUACCACUUGGACAUCCCGUCGAUCCACGUGCUGGGCGAGACAGACGCGAUCUUCUCGUGGUCCAAGAAGCUCGUGGGCGCCUACGAGAGCUCGCGUCGGACGAUGUUCAUCCACCCGGAUGGCCACAAGUUCCCGACGCUGCCCGCGGCCAAGCCCAUGUACAAAGAGAUCGCUGCCACGCUGCGCGAGAUCUGCGGCUAAGUCGUGCGAAGUGUGAUCUACUACUACCGGUACUGUCGUCCAUGGGACUUGGGGGUAUUACAUUGUAGUGCCUCGUAUGGCGGUAGCUGCCGGUCCAGUUGCGGCGGGUGCUUGGCCAGAAGAAGGCUGAUUUUUUAAGGAAUAAAAAUGCAAAUAAAUUGAGUUUGAGUUUGAGGGCGGAA